GCCGUUUUCCACGGUUUGCGCCUGCGUAACUAGACGUGGCAGCCGCAUCAUGUGUACAUGGAAGCACCGCAGAAGUGGGAUGAGUGGACUCAAAAUGUACAUUUUCCUUCUACUGGUUGGGGGCGCUUCCGUGCUGCAGGCGGCGAAGGUGUCUCCCCUCAUCGAGACGGUCAGUGACCACAAAGACUUUAAAAAGCUCCUCAGGACCAGAACCAAUGUCCUCAUCCUGUACACCAAGUCAGACAUGUCUGGUGAGGGCCAUCUGAAGCUGCUAUCUGAGGUGGCCCAGGCGGUGAAGGGCCAGGGGACCAUUGCUUGGAUCAACUGUGGGGACUCAGAGGGCCGAAAGUUGUGCAAGAAAAUGAAGGUGGAUCCUUCCUCCAAGAGCAGCGGGAUGGAAAUGCUGCAUUAUAAGGACGGUGCCUUUCACACUGAAUACAGCCGGCCUGCGACCCUCAAGUCCAUGGUGGCUUUCCUGAAGGACCCAACCGGCGCCCCCCUGUGGGAGGAGAAUCCCGACGCCAAAGACGUCCUUCAUGUCAGCAGUGAGAAAGAUUUCAGGAAGCUGUUGAAGAAGGAGGAGCGGCCCAUUCUCAUGAUGUUCUAUGCUCCGUGGUGUGGUGUCUGCAAGCGCAUGCAGCCGAUUUUCCAACAAGCUGCCACUGAGGCCAAGGGUAAAUACGUGCUGGCCGGCAUGAAUGUGCACCCUGCCGACUUCGAUGGCCUUAAGCAGGAGUUUGACAUCAAGGGCUAUCCCACGUUCUGCUACUUUGAGAAGGGCAAGUUCCUGUACAACUACGAGAACUACGGGGCCACGGCCAAGGACAUCGUGGACUGGAUGAAGAGCCCCCUCCCUCCUCAGCCCAAAGCCCCCGAGGUGCCCUGGUCGGAAGCCGACUCCGCCAUCCACCACCUCACUGAGGACACCUUCGACAGCUUCCUAGAGGAGCACCCAUCCACGUUGGUCAUGUUCUACGCGCCGUGGUGCGGUCACUGUAAGAAGAUGAAGCCCGAGUAUGAAGACGCAGCUGAGGUCCUCAACAGGAACGAUGACAGCCCUGGCGUGCUGGCGGCCAUCGACACCACGGUCCACAAGAACAUCGGCGAGCGCUACAAGAUCUCCGGGUUCCCCACGGUGAAGUACUUUGAGGAUGGUGAGGAGAGGUACACACUUCCCCACCUGAGGACUAAGGACAAGAUCAUCGAGUGGCUUCACAACCCCCAGGCCCCUCCUCCCCCGGAGCCAUCAUGGGAGGACACGACCUCCAGUGUUAACCACCUAGGAGCGGAGGACUUCCGAGAGAUGCUGAAAAAGAAAAAACACACGCUCGUCAUGUUCUACGCCCCCUGGUGCCCUCACUGCAAGAACGCUGUGCCCCACUUCACAGCAGCAGCCGAGGGUUUUAAAGAGGACCGCAAGAUUGCCUACGCAGCAGUGGAUUGCACCAAGGGGCAGAACCAGGAGCUGUGCAAGCAGGAGGGUGUUGAGGGCUACCCCACCUUCAAUUACUAUAACUAUGGGAAAUUCAGUGAGAAAUACAGCGGAGAUAGAGGGGAGGCAGGUUUCUCUGGUUUCAUGCGAAGCCUGCGGGGACAUGACCAAGACAAGGUGACCAAGCGAAAGGAAGAGCUCUGAUGGGGGUGUGAUCACAAAGAGGGUGGGGCCUGACAUUGCACUGUCACACCGGCAAGCCCCACCCUCCCAAAGCACUGGAGCCAGACUUCACAACCUCACUUUUUUUAUACCGCUGUGCCAUUUGUGUGUUGUUUCUUGUCAUAUUACCACUUAAGAUCUAGUUCCAUUGUUAUUUUUAUUGUUUAUAAUCACAUUUUUUUCCAGAAUAAUGUCACUGCAGUUGGCCAAAAGUGUUAAACUAUGCAAUACUAGACCCUUCACUGGCUCCUCAUUGGCUAGGAGCACACCAGUGGGCGGUGACCAGUGAGAGAAGGUUUUCUUAUACUCGCGAAUCACCUCACCAACUGAAGGCCCCCUCCGUUAACUCCAGAGGGGAGUACAAAAUGUAAAUAAUUUUAUGUUCAGAUACUAAGAUAUUUUUGUAUGACAGGAUUCAUCCUAGAUCUUGAUUUCAGCAAAUUAACAAAGCAAAUCUAUAUUUCAAGAAUCUACACUGUGGCCUUAAAUGUAAGUGAAUGGGGUCUACUUCUGUUUUAGGGUGUGCAAAAACAUGUCUGGCAAUAUGAAUUUUUUAACAGGUCUAUAUCAAAAUAUUAAAUUGGUGGCAGUGAUUUAUAGCA
Molecule: messenger RNA, 2256 nt
Organism: Brienomyrus brachyistius
Lineage: Eukaryota; Metazoa; Chordata; Actinopteri; Osteoglossiformes; Mormyridae
Gene: pdia5
Product: protein disulfide isomerase family A, member 5
Exons: 17
Coding region: 50-1636 (528 amino acids)
Biological process (GO): protein folding
Cellular component (GO): endoplasmic reticulum
Molecular function (GO): protein disulfide isomerase activity
Source: RefSeq, a predicted model, not a curated record